GAAAACCGUGUGGCAUAUUCUGCUGAGCUUCACCCUGAAAGAAGCAUUUUUUAAAAAUCCAUCCAGAGAAGAGAGAAGUAAUGGGCACGUUAGCAUGCAGUUAUUAGAGCCUCGCGUGCCUGCGAGCUGCCCUUUGGACAAGCUGUUGACUGCUGCUCCGAAGAGCUGAUUUGAGAACGUGGAAUGCAGAGUGAUAAUGCUGCAUGUCUGCUAUCAGACAGCAGAAAAGGGUUUUGUCUCGGAAGGCAAGCCUCCCCGGCAACAUUGUCGCAGCUGCUCUCUAGCUGCUUGCCCUGAGCACCAGUGACCUGAGAGCAGGGCGUUAUCAUCUGAGAAGAGCAGUCCUGCGCGCCCUGCUGCAUCUGAGUGGCAGGUCUGAAGGAGCAGGUGUGUGCUCCGAUGGGCACCGGACUGUAACGCAGGCGGACGCUCUCGGGUGUACCUGCUUCCUGUUAACAGAUUGUUGGCUCACAGAGCAUCUGCCCACACGCUGAGGCCGAGGCUGGGAAGGAGGUCCCUGUGGAUCCACUUGACUGACAGAGACACUUGGAUUGGACUUAAUCUGAAACCUCUGGAGUUCAAGACCUUUUAAAAAGGGCUAAAUAAACAAUCUCUACAUGUAAAAGGCCAUUGACUCCUACUUCCUCUGUUUAGAGCAACUGUUGAGCCCAGCUGCCUGUAGGAAAACUGAAGAUUUUAAUAACAAACCCUCCAAGGUCAAAAUGAACACAGAUAGCGGUGGGUGCGCUCGCAAACGUGCUGCCAUGUCUGUUACAUUAACAUCUGUGAAGAGAGUUCAAAGUUCUCCAAACCUUUUGGCUGCAGGACGUGAUUCUCAGUCCCCAGACUCAGCUUGGAGCCCUUACAAUGAUCGAAAUCAAGAGACAUUGAACGGCGAUGCUACAUAUUCCUCUCUUGCAGCAAAAGGUUUUAGAAGCGUUCGACCAAAUUUACAAGAAAAAAAGUCACCAACUCAGGCACCCUUUCCACCACCCAGAAAAGAGAGCUUUUGUAGCUCCCUGAUAACCAGUCACACAAAGGGUGACAUUUUAGACCAAUUAGUAACUAACACACAAACUCCCUCCUGUACAAAGUACUUUACUAACCAAAAACCUCUAGAGGAAGCUAUGUAUUCUAAUGAUGACUCAAACCAGACAAUCGUGUAUUCGGAAGAAUCUAACACAACUGUGUCAUACACCCAAAAAAUCACUAACCCACUACCAGCAGCUGCCAGUACUGGUCCCCCAUCAAAUGCUGACACCAGCACCCCAUUUCUACAAGAAGACUACACGCAGGACUGUCAAACUCGACGAAUUUCUACGUUGAAACUAAUCCAUAACCAGGAUCUAGGAAGUAGUGUUCACUUUAGUACUCCACAGUUUUCCCAGUCUGUUGAAGUACCACCUUGCUCACCACCCCCUAACCCUGUGCCUGAGAUACACACAGCAUCUCUUUGCAUUCAGAUAACUCCCGUUUCAGGACACGAUCCUGAAAGCCACAAACAGCUACCUGAGCUUUCUCCAGAGACUACAAAGAUACCUCUUCAGCAAGAGAGACAAAAAUCUGCAGUUGCUGCGGCCUCCCAGUCCUCAGACUGCCGGGUGCCUGGAAACCAGAACUUAGCUGUCAAUGUGCCAGAGAGCCAGAUAACAGUGAAUGGAAACUCGGGAGGUGCUGUGAGCCCAAUGAGUUACUAUCAAAGGCCGUUCUCCCCUUCGGCUUACUCUCUCCCAGGCUCGCUCAACUCAAGCAUUAUCAUGCAGCAUGGCCGGUCACUUGAUUCCACAGAGACCUAUCCCCAGCACGCACAGUCUCUGGACGGCACCAUGGGCAGCUCCAUCCCACUGUACAGAUCCUCUGAGGAAGAGAAGAGAGUGACGGUCAUCAAAGCCCCGCACUACCCAGGGAUCGGGCCGGUGGAUGAAUCCGGAAUCCCCACCGCAAUUAGAACGACAGUUGACAGACCGAAGGACUGGUACAAGACCAUGUUCAAGCAGAUCCACAUGGUACACAAGCCGGAUGAUGACACAGACAUGUAUAAUACUCCUUACACAUAUAAUGCAGGCCUGUACAACUCACCCUACAGUGCUCAGUCACAUCCUGCUGCAAAGACCCAGACCUAUCGACCCCUCUCCAAAAGCCACUCGGACAACGGCACCGAUGUCUUUAAGGACGCUUCCUCCCCCAUCCCUCCCCCACAUGUUCCUCCUCCAAUUCCACCACUUCGGCCAAGAGAUCGAUCUUCGACAGAAAAGCAUGACUGGGAUCCUCCGGACAGAAAAGUGGACACAAGAAAAUUUCGUUCUGAGCCAAGGAGUAUUUUUGAAUAUGAACCUGGGAAGUCAUCAAUUCUGCAACACGAAAGACCACCCCCUCUCCCAACAACUCCGACACCUGUUCCAAGGGAACCUGGCCGGAAGCCUCUUUCUGUUUCACCAUAUGAAGAAGUAGCUGGUAGCCCCUCCCCUCCGCCCAGGACCGGGCUCCCCAUACCAAGCCCGCGCACCCCGGCUCUUUCCCCCAUCUGGACUGAUCGCAUAAAUCCAGAUGACAUAGAUUUAGAAAAUGAGCCCUGGUAUAAAUUCUUUUCAGAACUGGAGUUUGGACGCCCGCCUCCUAAAAAGGCUCUGGACUAUGUUCAAGAUCAUUCUUCUGGUGUUUCCAAUGAGGCCUCCUUGUAUCAAUCUUCCAUAGACAGAAGCCUAGAAAGACCCACCAGUGCCAUGAGCAUGGCCAGUGACUUCAGGAAAAGGAGGAAGAGCGAGCCUGCAGUGGGACAGCCAAGGGGCCUGGAUCAAAGUGCACCCAGAACCAGCCCGGGCCGAGCGGACCCCCCAGGGUCAAGCGCCACCAUGACCAAGUCCUUCAUAAGUUCCUCCCCUUCUUCUCCAUCAAGAGCAAAAGGUGGGGAUGAUAUGUGUCCGUCCCUUUACAGUUACUCAGGGCUCAACGGCAACCCCUCCAAUGAGUUAGAUUACUGUAAUGCUUACAAGAGACAGCAUUUGGAUGUCCCUCGUGACUCCCAGAGGGCCAUCACAUUCAAGAAUGGCUGGCAAAUGGCCCGACAGAAUGCAGAGGUCUGGAGCAGCACUGAAGAGACAGUUUCUCCCAAAAUCAAAUCCCGUAGUUGUGACGAUCUCCUAAAUGAUGACUGCGACAGCUUCCCGGACCCAAAAGCCAAGUCAGAAAGCAUGGGGUCUCUGCUAUGUGAAGAGGAUUCCAAGGACAGCUGCCCGGAGACCUGGGCGUCCCCCUACAUGCAGGAGGGCCGCAGUAAUGGCAGAUCGAGGCUCCGGCACAGGGCAGCCCAUGACGCCCCAGGGUUCCUAAAAAUGUAUAAGAAAAUGCACCGCAUUAACCGCAAGGAUUUGAUGAAUUCAGAGGUGAUUUGCUCCGUGAAGUCGAGAAUAAUGCAGUACGAGAAGGAACAGCAACACAAAGGCCUGCUCCACGGCUGGAGUCAGUCGUCCACGGAGGAAGUGCCCAGGGACAUGGUCCCCACUCGCAUUUCUGAAUUUGAAAAGUUGAUUCAAAAGUCAAAAUCCAUGCCAAAUUUAGGAGAUGAUAUGUUAUCUCCUAUAACCCUAGAACCUCAACAAAAUGGUUUAUGUCCCAAAAGGCGGUUUUCCAUUGAGUCUCUGCUGGAAGAAGAAAAUCAAGGUAGACAUCCUUCUCAUGUACAACGAAGCUACGAGGCUAAAGCCCUGGUGCCAAUUCAUAUCGAAGUCACCAGUGAUGAGCAACCGAGAACUCACAUGGAGUUUUCCGACAGUGACCAAGACGGCGUUGUAUCUGACCACAGUGAUUACAUCCACGUAGAAGGAUCCUCCUUUUGCAGUGAGAGUGACUUUGAUCACUUUUCUUUCACAUCCUCUGAAAGUUUUUACGGAUCCAGCCACCAUCACCACCACCAUCACCACCACCACCACCGGCACCUCAUCAGCUCCUGCAAAGGCAGAUGCCCAGCCUCCUACACUCGAUUUACCACCAUGCUGAAACACGAGAGAGCUAAGUACGAAAGUGCUGAGGAGCCCAGAAGGCAGGAAAUGGACCCUGGCCUUUCUAAACUUGCAUUUCUAGUCAGCCCUGUGCCUUUCCGGAGGAAAAAGAGUUCGACUCCCAAAAAGCAGACUGAAAAGGCGAAAUGUAAAGCGUCUGUGUUUGAGGCUCUGGACUCUGCCCUUAAAGACAUCUGUGACCAAAUUAAAGCUGAAAAGAGAAGGGGAAGUUUGCCCGACAACAGUAUCCUGCACCGUCUUAUCAGUGAACUGCUGCCAGAUAUUCCCGAGAGGAACUCAUCACUUAAAGCUCUAAAAAGGAGCCCCAUGCACCAGCCUUUCCACUCACUGCCUCCAGAUGGUGCUGUUCCUUGCCCCUUGUACCAGAACGAAUGUGGGAGAAUGCCUCACAGUGCCUCUUUCCAAGAUGUGGACGCCACCACCACCAACUACCACCCCCCAGACCAUGAGAGUGCACGGAGUCUCCAAGACCAUGAGUUGCCUAGAAGUUACUCAUCCACUAUGACUGACCUGGGGCGAAGUGCAUCGAGGGAAAGAAGAGGAACUCCAGAAAAAGAGAAAUUGCCUGCAAAAGCUGUUUACGAUUUUAAAGCUCAGACAUCUAAGGAGCUGUCGUUUAAGAAAGGAGAUACUGUCUACAUCCUCAGGAAAAUCGAUCAAAAUUGGUAUGAGGGAGAGCACCACGGGAGAGUGGGCAUUUUUCCCAUCUCAUACGUGGAGAAACUCACACCUCCUGAGAAAGCACAGCCGGCGAGACCGCCGCCCCCAGCCCAGCCUGGAGAAAUCGGAGAAGCUACAGCCAAAUAUAAUUUCAGUGCUGACACAAAUGUGGAGCUAUCGCUGAGAAAGGGAGAUAGAGUUAUUCUUCUCAAAAGAGUUGAUCAAAACUGGUAUGAAGGUAAAAUUCCAGGAACCAGCAGACAAGGCAUCUUCCCUGUUUCCUAUGUAGAAGUUGUCAAGAAGAAUACAACCAAAGGUGCUGAGGACUACCCUGACCCUCCGAUCCCCCACAGCUAUUCUAGUGAUAGAAUCCACAGCUUAAGUUCAAAUAAGCCACAGCGUCCUGUGUUUACUCAUGAAAACAUUCAAGGUGGGGGGGAACCGUUUCAGGCUCUGUAUAACUACACCCCCAGGAACGAAGACGAGCUGGAGCUCAGAGAGAGCGAUGUCAUUGAUGUGAUGGAGAAGUGUGGCGAUGGAUGGUUUGUGGGAACCUCAAGAAGAACCAAAUUCUUUGGUACUUUUCCCGGAAACUAUGUCAAGAGGCUGUGAAUAACUCUCCCUCCUUUUUAUGGUGCAUUUCAGCACCACAUUUGCAUAACCUUGCCUGAAAGAUACCCUCAGGCCGCCUCCUCCCUCCCGCUGUCCUGCCUUCCAGUUUCCAGUAGAAGUCACCCACCGUCACCACCUCCACCUGCCACCAAACCACCAGCAGAGAAACUGCCUGCCGCCCAGGCCGGGAGGCUGGCAGACUUGCUUCCGCGAGAAAGUGCAUAUUCCUGAUUUCUGCUCUAAACUCUGAAAAGUCGAUACAUGAUGUCAGAAAGAAAGAAAAUCAUUAUAGUUAGAAAGGGUUAAGUAGUUGAGACAAAAAAAAAAAAAAAAAAGGAAAUGUCUCCAGGAGACUCUCUAGUCCACUUUGAAAGAUAUUCUCCCCUCAGGCAAGCAGAGAUUGUGUAUCACUAAAUGCUGUGGUUUGCAUUUUCGCAUCCUUAGCUUGGCAGUGUAUUUUUCCUUUCACGAGUUUGCCUAGUGUCUUGGUUUACACGACAUGAAAACUGUACUUCGGCUAUCGUUUGCCUGCACUUACAUAUUGUAAUACGCACAGUGAUUACAAAAUCUAAAGCAAGAGUAGGAAAGCUAAUUCGGAUGAGUGUGAUUUUGUUGACUGAAUGUGAGUUUUCAAUAGGAGUCUUUUCCUGCAGUUUCUUCUGUGCUUUCUAGAAGUGCAAACCGUAAGUGAAUAAGAGCCUUUGGUAAUAAUCAUGAGACUAUAAGAGGUUUAGCUAGACUACAAAAAAAAAAAAAACCCUAUUGUGUUGUAAAGUUGCAUUGCUAUUUUAUAUUAAAAUGUAAUAAUCAGCAUCAUGAACAAUGAGCUCUUAGUGUUUUAUUUAUCUGGUAAAAUUUUAAUAAAAACAGUGUUAGUGAGAGGUGCAAAGAAUUAUUCUAAUGUAGACACUUGAAAGUAUCUGUAAGCAAUACUCAUAGGUAAGAUUUCACUGUGUGCACACAUAUACAUUUGAGAUUGUGUGAGAACAGACAAUCCCUAUGGUAUGUUGUACAUUUUAUGGAAAUGUAAAGGAAUCCCACACAUUAUUUUAUAGAAAUAGAAUACUUUAGAAGCAUCACAAGUAUGAAGGCUGGUUUUAGCAAGGAUUAUGAUCAAUACAAUUAUUUUUACUAUGAUAAUUAUUUUUCUUCUAUGGAACUCAGAAUCCUGGCUACAUUUGAGGACAGGAAUAUGUUGAGCCUGAUUUUCCUGGUGUGUGUAAAAUAUUUCCUCAGAAUACAUUAGGCACUUUUUAGAGGCAAUGUUAAAUCAUCCAGGUUAUAUUUUCUGCCCUGAAGUAGAAAUUUACAAAAUGGUUUUGGGACCUGAAAGAUUUAAUGUGGUCAACAGUGCCUGAAUUACACAUACCUUGAGAACUAGCUUUGUAUUUCUUAUGACUUUGCAUAAGAACUAUUCAUAUUUGGAUCUUGAGCACCUUAUAGAUAAAACUUUUUAUGGCGUUUCUUCUGUGGAUAGUGAUUGAUCUUUUCACAAUGUACGUAGACCCUAGCAUUUUGUACAUAUGUUUGCUUUUUUUUGUACAGACUAUUUAGUCGUUGAGAAAACAGGAAUUUCCUAAUUUGGUCUUUAUCCUUCACUUUAAACUAAGCUAAAACAGUUUCAACAGAUUUCCUUUCCAUAUUCCAUGGAUCACAAGCACCCCUUGAUCGCGCGAUUCUGUGAGAUAGCAUUUAUGCAAAAGUUUAUGAACUUACAAGAUCUUAGCAGCCAAACUGAAAUGCACAUAAAUACUGAUUACAGAGGAAUUUCAUUAGAAGGUAAAGAGGCAUCUUUGAGUAGACUACUUUGAUUACUGUCAAAUUCACAACCAGCUUUAUAUUUUAAAGGCUUUGGAGUUGAAAUUGAGUCAACUGCAUGCGGCUUUGCUGAUAAAUGAAUAAUUAUCUUUGAUGCCAUUUAUGAGAAAAAAUUUCAAUAUCUGUUGCCUGUCAUAUUUAAGAAAAUUACUGUUUCUACUCUCUGUAUCUGAUUUUAAAAGGAAAACUAUUCAUACCUGGCUUUCAGGUAAUUGACUUUGAAUUCUUACAAGCGAAGGUCAUUGUGUUUUUCUUGAAUAGACAUCUAAUAAAUUUUGCUUGGAAGUAUA
This is a messenger RNA of Suricata suricatta (meerkat), 7399 nucleotides long. It is a transcript of the gene SORBS2, whose product is annotated as sorbin and SH3 domain containing 2. Gene Ontology annotation, molecular function: protein binding. The record is from RefSeq and is a predicted model, not a curated record. NCBI's taxonomy places the organism in Eukaryota, Metazoa, Chordata, Mammalia, Carnivora, Herpestidae. Gene Ontology annotation, cellular component: neuronal cell body; dendrite; plasma membrane. Gene Ontology annotation, biological process: Notch signaling pathway. The transcript has 28 exons. Bases 723 to 5291 code for a protein of 1522 amino acids.